Messenger RNA from Populus nigra (black poplar), 954 nucleotides. Its product is annotated as SAGA-associated factor 11-like. The record is from RefSeq and is a predicted model, not a curated record. The transcript has 4 exons. Gene Ontology annotation, cellular component: DUBm complex; SAGA-type complex. NCBI's taxonomy places the organism in Eukaryota, Viridiplantae, Streptophyta, Magnoliopsida, Malpighiales, Salicaceae. Bases 220 to 756 code for a protein of 178 amino acids.
AAUGUGGAUUCCUAAACAGUGGCGAGCCAUGACUGGUCUUCUGUGAGUCGCGCGAAGCAGAAGAUCCCAACCAACUCUCUCUCCCUGCAAAUCAAAACCAAAAUUAGCACCACCCGAGUAGGCACAAGCAGAAUCCCUCUCUUUCUCCGUAAACCCUACGUCGUUUCGAUCUGUAGUGAAGAUUUUGCAUCAUAGUAAUUGGGCUUUGCUUAAAGGUCCAUGUCUGUGCCCAACGAGGAUAACAUGUCUCCUCAUAUGCAGCUUUCAUCCCAUUUUUUUGGGGAUCUCCUCGAUUCCAUUAUUGUUGAUGUUGCCUCUGAGUGUCAUCGGAUGGCAAGACUGGGUCUUGAUCGCAAUUUGGAGGAAGAGGAAGAAGAAUUGAGGUUGUCAGCACAAGCUCGUGUUACAGUAGCUGAUCCUAGUAAUAGUGGUGAAACCAAUGGCAAGUAUGUGGUAGACAUUUUCGGACAAACUCAUCCAUGUGUUGCAAAUGAAGUUUUUGACUGCAUGAAUUGCGGGAGACCAAUUGUGGCUGGAAGAUUUGCUCCUCAUCUGGAGAAGUGCAUGGGAAAGGGUAGGAAGGCUCGUGCCAAAGCCACAAGAAGUAGCACAGCCGCACAGAACCGGUACUCACGAGGCAGUCCUGUUUCCGCAAACUCCCCUUACUCAAAUUCCACCAGCACAAACAGGUUAUUGAAUGGAACAUACAGUCACACAGUCGAAGAGUACUCAAAUGGAACAUGUGAAGGGCCCUGAAUAAAACACGAGUGAUGCAGGCUGACUUCAAGACAUGUAGCAACUACAAUUAAUGAGGGUUGUCUUGUUUUCUUAAAGUUAAUAUCAAAAGAGGACUUUACGGCACAAUCUGUCUGUAAAUAUUGCAAAUUAAUCCUUUGUUUGAAACUUCGAUUAUGGAAUGAGAGCAAAACCUCCUGCUGCAGUUGACUGUUGCUA